Solanum dulcamara is the source of this 1593-nucleotide messenger RNA. Its product is annotated as putative nucleobase-ascorbate transporter 10. Gene Ontology annotation, biological process: transmembrane transport. The record is from RefSeq and is a predicted model, not a curated record. Bases 1 to 1593 code for a protein of 530 amino acids. Gene Ontology annotation, cellular component: membrane. The transcript is spliced from 14 exons. Lineage: Eukaryota; Viridiplantae; Streptophyta; Magnoliopsida; Solanales; Solanaceae. Gene Ontology annotation, molecular function: transmembrane transporter activity.
AUGUCUAGUGGCAACAGUGGAGCUAAAAAGGCUGAAGAAUUACAUCCUCAUCCAGUUAUGGAGCAACUUAAGAAUGUACAAUAUUGUGUUAACAGCCCACCACCUUGGGGGGAAGCAUUGCUCUUGGGAUUUCAGCAUUACAUAUUGAGUCUUGGUAAUAUUGUUUUAAUUCCAAGUAUCAUAGUUCCUCAAAUGGGUGGUGGCAAUGAUGAGAAGGCAAAAGUAGUACAGACAUUGCUUUUUACUUCAGGAGUGAAUACAUUACUCCAAUCCUUAUUUGGGACCAGAUUGCCAUUGGUAAUGGGAGGUUCAUAUGCAUACUUGAUACCAAUUACCUCAAUUAUCCAGGCUAAUAAUAAGUUCUCAGUUCUUCAGGAUCCUGAGCUGAGGUUUAUGCAUACAAUGAGGAGCAUACAGGGGGCUCUUAUUGUUACUUCUAUUUUCCAAAUUCUAUUGGGCUUCCUUGGCCUGUGGAGAAAUGUUGUAAGGUUACUUAGUCCUCUAUCUGUGGCACCACUUGUUACCUUUACUGGACUAGGGCUCUACCAUCUUGGCUUUCCAUUGAUUGCAGAAUGUAUGGAAGUUGGGAUACCACAAUUAAUUUUCAUGAUUUUCAUCACACAGUAUCUACCAGCAUAUCUCAAAUUAAAGAGGCCCAUAUGUGACCGGUUUGCAAUGCUUGUCUCUAUAGCAAUUGUAUGGUUUUAUGCAGCAAUCUUGACCUGGAGUGGUGCAUACAAGAAUGCAAAUGAAGCAAAUUGUCGCACUGAUAGCUCUGGACUCAUUGCUGGAUCUCCUUGGAUCGACAUGCCAUAUCUAUUCCAAUGGGGGGUUCCAACUUUCAAAUUUGGAGAUGCUUUUACUAUGAUGAUCGCUUCUUUUGUUGCUUCUGUGGAGUCAACUGGUGUGUUUCAUGCAUCAGCGAGAUAUGGAAGCGCUACACCAGUGCCACCUUCUGUCAUUAGCCGGGGUGUUGGUUGGCUGGGGAUUGGGACUAUGCUAAAUGCCGUUUUUGGUGGUGUCACUGGUUGCGCUGCUACAGUGGAAAACGCUGGUCUAUUGGCAAUGACACGAGUUGGAAGCCGAAGAGUCGUGCAAAUAUCUGCUGGUUUUAUGAUUUUCUUCUCCAUCUUGGGAAAAUUUGGAGCAAUCUUUGCUUUAAUACCUGCAUCAAUCAUGGCUGCAAUGUAUUGUAUCUUCGUUGGAUAUAUCGCAUCAGCUGGUCUUGGAUUUCUCCAAUUCUGUAACCUUAACAGCUUUAGAACAAACUUCAUAUUGGGAUUUUCUCUCUUCCUUGGACUUACCUUACCACAAUACUUCAGAGAGCAUCACAUGUGCUCUGUAUCUGGUCCUUUUCACACACAUUCAAGAUGGUUCAAUGACACAAUGUCUGUCAUCUUCAUGUCACAUGCCACGAUAGCUGCUGCAGUUGCUGUAUUUUUGGAUAGGACUCUUCCAUUAAGUAACGAUGAAGCUCGGAAAGACAAUGGCUCGCAUUGGUGGGACAAGUUUGUGGUAUAUACUAAUGAUGUUAGAAGUGAUGAGUUUUAUAAAUUACCAUGCCAACUUAAUAGGUUCUUCCCACCUUAUUAG